AUUGAGAAUCGAUAGGGUAUUAGCAUUGACUAAAGAUCUUCCAGUCAACGGUAUUAGCUGGUAUUAGACUCUUGUUAGACUCUUGGAUCACACUUGAAGAGGAUCAUUAGAGAUAACACUGGAACAAGUCUGGAUUAGGCAAGAAAAUUAGCGAUGUCAAGAGACGAGUUGAACACCGACAAUCAAUCUGAUAAUUUUAAAGAUGAUUCAGUACCUGCCAGAGUAAUUCUUAUGCGUUCGCAAUCAAGCAUCAUUGCAGAAGUCACGCGGCAAAUCAGUAAACUUACAAAAUCGGAUGAGCCCACAAGCCAUGUAAGCAAAGUUGAAUUCCAAACAGAUGAGGCCAAGGUAGCAAGACGAGUCCAAUUAGGAGAGAUUACCCCCUUUCAAGCAUCUGCGGAGACUGUGCGGGAGCUAAGUGCCGAAGGAACUUCCAGCAAGAUGACUCAGCUCUUGGACUUGGAACGCUACAUAUUUCGACAAGCAGAACUCGCAAGAUGCAAGGCCAUGUUGAAGGCACAAAAGAGGUGUGCUCCUGCUAGCAAAGAAAAGACCAGGAUCCCUGUUAAGAAACAAAAAUUAGUCGCACGGGAUUCUGAGCCACAAAGUCUUAAAAAGCAAGUGAAAUGUAUUGAGCGUAGAAAGAAGAAUAUGAAAGGUGCAAGCAAUAAUGACCAAAAAACUGCAUUGUGUAACGAUACUGUGAAAGCUUUAUGGAGUGCUUCAAAUAAAAAGGAAAAAGUCUUGGUUAAGAUUUCCGAUACUCCUGAGAUUGAAAAUGUAACUGAUGAUUCCCAACGAGAUUCAGAUAGCGGUAGUGAAUAUUUACCAAGUGACGAGCAGCCAGAUUCAGCUGACGAGGGCAAGUCUUUGAUGAAGAAACGUGUUCGUGGUCCCAAAGUAAAAACGGGUUGCACAAAAUCUUUUUUUGACGACGGCGAUGAAUGGAUAUAUCGACAAAGGGUAAAGGAAAGCGGCUGCUUAAAAAAACAGGAAUUGCAUAGGGUUGAUAAUCUCUUCAAAGUACCAAUGUCUAUCUGGAAGAGAUUGUACAAAUAUCAGAAGGUUUCUGUUAAGUGGCUGUGGGAGUUACACGGCCGCAACUUGGGAGGUUUAUUAGGAGAUGAAAUGGGUCUUGGAAAAACAGUACAGCUCAUUGCCUUUCUCGCCGGACUAGAUUGCAGCGAGUUGUUAUCAGAUGGAGGAAGGUUUCGAGGAUUGGGUCCCAGCCUCAUUGUCUGCCCAGCUACACUUCUUGAGCAGUGGGUGAAGCAUUUCCACGAAUGGUGGCCAACCUUGAGGGUAGCAACCUUGCAUCAUAUGGGAACUCAUAGAGGAAAUCCUGAACACCUGGUGUAUAGUUUGAAAUGUGGAGGAAUUCUGGUAACCUCUUAUACCGGUAUUCUCAUUCACAAAGAAUUAUUGGUUAAUACAGAUUGGCAUUAUGUGAUCCUUGACGAAGGUCACAGAAUAAGGAAUCCGGACACUAAGGUAACUAAGGCGGUCAAAGAAUUUUCAACUCCACAUCGUCUUAUCUUGACGGGAAGUCCAAUGCAAAACUCGUUGAAAGAAUUAUGGUCGCUAUUCGAUUUCAUAUUGCCGGGUAAACUGGGUACUCUGCCUGCUUUUAUGGAACAUUUUGCAGCUCCCAUUACCAGGGGUGGUUACACAAAUGCCUCGGCCCUUCAGGAAGCUACUGCGUUGAAUGUGGCUAAAUUGUUGAAUGAUUCUAUCGCGCCGUACAUGAUCAGACGAACAAAAACAGAUGUUUCCCAUCACGUGCGACUGCCUGAAAAAAAUGAACAGGUAUUGUUCUGCAGUUUGACAGAGGAGCAGCGAAACUUAUACAAAGGGUAUUUGAAAUCGGGUGAGGUAACGUUCAUUUUGAAUGAGCGAAACAAUUCCAGCGAAAAUGGAAGAUACCGAGCACGCCUUCUCGUUGCGCUGACGGCACUUCGAAAAAUUUGCAACCAUCCCGAUCUCUAUGUUUGCGAUACUCCAAUGGAUUCGGACGAAUAUCAUUCUACCGAAGAGUUAGAAGUCAGCGACGUUGCGAUAGAAAGUUUUGGUUAUUGGAAGCGAGCUGGAAAAAUGGUAGUUGUACGAUCUUUGCUCAAAAUAUGGAAGAAGCAAGGGCACAGAGUACUGCUUUUUACUCAAAGUAGACAAAUGCUGGCUAUCCUGGAAAACUUAAUUCAGCACCAACGCUACUCUUAUUUACGGAUGGAUGGCAGUACACCUGUGUGUCAGAGACAGCAGGAUGUCCAAAAAUUCAACACUGAUCUCUCGUACUUCGUAUUUAUUCUGACAACACGAGUCGGAGGAUUAGGAAUAAAUUUAAUCGGAGCAAACCGUGUUGUUAUUUACGAUCCGGAUUGGAAUCCCGCAACUGACGCACAGGCUAAAGAACGGGCCUGGCGGAUUGGCCAGAAAAAGAAUGUCACAAUUUACAGACUAAUAACAGCUGGCACCAUUGAAGAAAAGAUUUAUCACCGGCAAAUAUUUAAGCAGCUUCUUGCUAACAAAGUCUUAGAAGACCCACGCCAGCGCAGACUUUUCCGAACCUCAGACCUCACAGAAUUAUUUGCCCUCAAUGAACCAGCUGGAAACGAACGAAGUGAAUCAGAAAAAUUAUUCAGUCAAUCGAAAUUACGAAAUUUUUCAGUGGAGAAAGUGAAAGCAAUGCGCGAGUUGGCGGCAAAUCUAAGCCGAAACGUUGGUAAUGAAGUUGAGAGACGAAAUGGCCAAAUGGCUGGAGACAGAAACAUUACUCCUCUUGCUACCAGUGAGAAAACUAAUGAUAGUGCGGAAAGUUUCGUCACUACCAGUCAAGAAAAUGGUGAUACCAGUUUUGUAGCUGACAGAUGCUCAUCGGACAUUUCCCACCAAAAAAAUCAUAAUGCUAUAAAGAACAAUUUUGAUGCCAAUCUCAAAUCUGGAGCCAACAGAAUCACACCUGGCGUAAACAAUAAGUCAGCUGCUGUAAACAAAACAAUAGACAUCAAAGCACAGUCUACUGACACUCUUGGCAACCUACCGAUUACCGGACAGUCUGAUCCCUUGGACAAAGCGUCAACCAAACAAACACAAAGUAUAAAAUUUCCCAUGGGAAAUAAUAAAUUAGAAUCCCAGAUAAGUGAAGUGACACAUGAACUUGUCAUGUACAGAAGUAGCAGCUUUGUGCAAAACAAUGAUAAAGGUCAAGAGCAUAAAUUGAAAUGUAGACCAAAACGUAAACAAAAUAAAUCACGGUAUAAAAAAAUCCAUCCGAUCUCAUCACUGUUUGAAGGCGAAGAGGUUUCUUGCUUGGUAGGAAGACGCGUUGGAUACUCAAAAGUUGAGAAAUGUCCACCUUCAGAUGAUAACUACGUCUUGCAUAAACUAUUUGCAAAGUCAGCUGUUAAUACAGCGUUUCAACACGAAAACAUCUUAUCGGGCGCAUGCCAUGACGAUCGAAAUAUGAUGCAACGCCAAGCUCACAAGGCUGCUGAGGAAAGUAUGGAACGUUUGCGUCGGUCACGCAAAUGGUGUUCAAGGCCCACAUGGAACAGAACUUGAGACAGAAAUCAUUAACAAUUUGAAAGCUAUCUUAUAAUACUAAAACGGUAUCUCAUGGGCUCUAGUCUAAACGCCCAAACUCUGAAACAAUCAGACAUAGCAAGCUCAACUGAGUUGAUUCACAAACCGAACACUCGAUCAGUCCAACAUAGAUACAUAGAUAUCAGUGGAAACACAUACCUUAUUGUUUUUAUAUUUCAUCCUGGCAUAAUACACUCUGGUAAAAGGAUGGCUCUUGUCUGAUAUGACGUUUGAGCAACAUCUGAAGCUUAUUUAUUAUCGAGUGAUUCCGGAUCACUGAUUCUACUCAACUGCACUAAACUAACAAUUAAAAUACUCAGCUCUUGUGCUUGUUUGCAUUACGCUUCAGGAGAAUGAUUGAUAACAAAUAUAAUUAAGUACAUUGUAAA
Molecule: messenger RNA, 3968 nt
Organism: Athalia rosae (coleseed sawfly)
Lineage: Eukaryota; Metazoa; Arthropoda; Insecta; Hymenoptera; Athaliidae
Product: DNA excision repair protein ERCC-6-like
Exons: 15
Coding region: 154-3558 (1134 amino acids)
Biological process (GO): transcription-coupled nucleotide-excision repair
Cellular component (GO): nucleus
Molecular function (GO): ATP binding; ATP-dependent chromatin remodeler activity
Source: RefSeq, a predicted model, not a curated record